Molecule: messenger RNA, 3006 nt
Organism: Protobothrops mucrosquamatus (brown spotted pit viper)
Lineage: Eukaryota; Metazoa; Chordata; Lepidosauria; Squamata; Viperidae
Gene: PHC3
Product: polyhomeotic homolog 3
Exons: 15
Coding region: 73-3006 (977 amino acids)
Cellular component (GO): PRC1 complex; nucleus
Molecular function (GO): zinc ion binding; protein binding
Source: RefSeq, a predicted model, not a curated record
GGGAGGCGAGAACAUGGCGGAAGCGGAGUGAAGGGUUCGUACGCCGAGCGGAGGCAGAAUCAUUCCACAACUAUGGAGAAUGAAUCAAGCACAACUUCUUCCACAAGCACAACAACCAUUGCUACUACAUCUUCCCCCUCCCGUACACAACCACCCCAGAUAUCUGUCUACAGUGGCUCAGAUCGACAUGCUGUGCAGGUCAUUCAGCAGGCCUUGCAUCGUCCCCCCAGCUCAGCUGCACAGUACCUUCAGCAGAUGUAUGCAGCUCAGCAGCAGCAUCUAAUGUUACAAACUGCAGCUUUACAACAGCAACAUUUGAGCAGUACUCCGUUCCAGAGUUUGGCCAGUGUUCCACAGGCAAAUCUUUCAGGUGGGAGGCAGUGUGCUUCUCCUAAUGGCAGUGUCACACAGCAGUCCAGCAUGUCAGAAACCUCGAUUAAUCUUUCUGCUUCUCCUACACCUGCACAGCUAAUAAGCCGUUCACAGACCUCCAACACUAGUAGCAGCAGUCUUACGCAGCAGACCAUGCUGUUAGGGGGCACUUCUCCUAAUCUAACUGCCAGUCAGGCUCAGAUGUAUCUCCGAGCUCAGAUGCUGAUUUUUACGCCUGCUACCACUGUGGCGGCUGUCCAGUCUGACAUUCCUGUUGUGUCGUCAUCAUCUUCGUUUCCCUGUCAGUCUGCAGCUACUCAGGUCCAGAAUUUGACUUUGCGGAGUCAGAAGCUGGGUGUAUUGUCUGCUUCUCAAAAUGGAACACCCAAGAGCUCUUGUCAACCCCAGACAUUAGCUGUGUGUCCUAGCAAAUCUGUAACCAGUGCCAAAGCCAGCCAAUCAGAUCUAGAAAGCAGAAGGAAAGGAGACAGCCCAAAUGCUGAGCCUCGAAGUCCAGCUGUUACCCGUACGUCAAGUAUUCAUCAGUUAAUGGCACCAGCCUCAUAUUCUCCGAUGCAAGCUCAUUCCCUGUUAAAACAUCAGCAGCCCCCUCUUCACUCACCACCUUCCAAGCUCUCUCACCAUCAGCUCAUCUUUCAGCAGCAGCAAGUCCAACCAAUCACACUCCAGCAGCCUCCCAGCCACGAAGCCACUCCGUUCCAGCACUGUACCCCCCUUCAGAGCCAUCCUCUGACUCCAGAACCCGCCAUUGCCCCAUCCCAGCACUGUACCCCUGUCCAUGCCCACCCCCCUCCACUUUCUCCAACCCCAACCCCAUCCCCACAACAAUCCGUUGUGGUAUCCCCACUACCGCCUACUUCGCCCAGCCAGUCCCCAAGUAUAAUUAUCCACCCCCAAACUCUUAUUCAGUCCCAUCCACUAACAUCGUCCACACUCCAGUCCGAACAUAACCCCAUGCAAGCUGACCACAGUUCAACAGAAUCAGCCUCACAGUCCACCGCUCUUCCUCCCCAGUUGUCCCCUUCCCCAGUAGUCCACGUGGGACCAGCAGAUCACCCUUCCGUGCUGUCUCCCAGCCAGCAGAUAUCAUCGCCAUCAUCUCACCAACAGUACCCAACCUUGCAGCCAGCGCCAGUUCCACUUGCAACUUCACAGCUGUCCUCAACUCUAGCCCACCCUCAGCAGAUGCCCCUUCCUCCUGUUCCGUCUUUGCAAGUCCAGCCUGAACUUUUGUCCCAAGAUCAGGUUUUGGUACAAAACACCUUAGUUUCUGAGGAGGAGCUUCCUGCUGCUGAAGCUUUGGUCCAGCUGCCGCUUCAGACUCUUCCGCCUCCCCAAACAGUUGCAGUAAACCUCCAAGUGCAACAAGCAGUACCUAUUGAGACCCCAGUGCUUUAUCAGGAGCAAGAUAUAUGUGAAGAUGAGAUGCCUGAGGACUCAGAUGGUGCCCGUAUGGUUAGGACUCCCACCCCACCAACGCUGUCACCACCAGCUAUAACUUUAAGAAGCAGAGAAGAGCUUACUUAUGAAGACUCUUUUCCAGAACAAGAGGGACAUUCUUCAAUGGCUUCAUCAGUCAGCGCAUCUGUAAUUAAAUCACCAUCAGACCCUUCACAUGCCUCUAUUCCACAGCCACCUCUUUUGCUCCCAGCAAUUGCAACAAGGACUAACAGCGCAUCAGUGUCCAAUAGAAACCCUAGUAUAGAAAACAAACUUCCACAGGCUAUCGUUAAACCACAAAUCCUGACUCAUGUUAUUGAGGGCUUUGUGAUCCAAGAGGGUUUAGAACCAUUUCCUGUAAGUUGCUCAUCUCUUCUGACUGACGAGCCUGCAAAAAAGAGACUCUUGUUGGAGGAGCAAGUUGUGAAUAUUAUGUGUGUCGAACCAGAGCUUCAGAACAAUGCAAAACUUGCAGAGAAUUCCUCGGACACUGAGCUGGAGGACAUAAUUACUGAAGAGGGACUAGAUGAGAUGGAAACAGAUCUCCUCAAGUGUGAAUUUUGUGGGAAAAUGGGGUACGCGAACAAAUUCCUGAGGUCAAAACGGUUCUGCACCAUGUCCUGUGCUAAGAGGUAUAAUGUGAGUUGCGGUAAGAAAUUUCGCUUGUACGCCUCAGACAAGAGCAGCCGUUGGAGCAGCCGUAGUCCAGAUAACCCAGGUCUUGGGCCGCGAGGGAGGCGGCCAAGUGGCUCUGAUGGAGCUCCAAGGGAACACUUCCUUAGACAGCUACCAAUUACUUAUCCAUCUGCAGAAGAAGACGUGGCCUCUCAGGAAGACAACGUGCCGGUUGCCAUGACCACUCGCCUGCGGAGGCAAAGUGAGAGAGAAAGGGAGCGUGAGCUUAGGGAACUGAGAAUUCGGAAAACAGCCGACAACAUGGAUUUGUUGCCAGCCAUGCAGUCGGUCCCAUCAGGGUGGACCGUUGAAGAUGUCUGGGCCUUCAUUCAUUCUUUACCCGGUUGUCAAGAUAUUGCUGAUGAAUUUCGAACCCAAGAGAUUGAUGGGCAGGCUCUUCUCUUAUUAAAAGAGGAUCAUCUCAUGAGUGCCAUGAAUAUUAAGCUAGGACCUGCACUAAAAAUCUGUGCACGGAUCAACUCUCUGAAGGAAUUGUAG